Messenger RNA from Selaginella moellendorffii, 1373 nucleotides. RefSeq names its product probable UDP-arabinopyranose mutase 1. Gene Ontology annotation, molecular function: UDP-arabinopyranose mutase activity. The transcript has 4 exons. Gene Ontology annotation, cellular component: Golgi apparatus; cytosol. Gene Ontology annotation, biological process: UDP-L-arabinose metabolic process; plant-type cell wall biogenesis. The record is from RefSeq and is a predicted model, not a curated record. Lineage: Eukaryota; Viridiplantae; Streptophyta; Lycopodiopsida; Selaginellales; Selaginellaceae. Bases 123 to 1292 code for a protein of 389 amino acids.
GCGUACCCGCCCUAGAGUUUAGAUCGUUCCUCCUUUCUCGGAUCUAGGCCGCGCGGCCGGGGUUUUGGAGCAGCGAUCCAUCGUUUUAGCUCGGCGCAUCGGGUAGGAUCGAAGGGAAUUCCAUGGCGCGCCCGACGCCGCUGCUCAAGGAUGAGCUCGACAUUGUGAUUCCCACCAUCAGGAACUUGGAUUUCCUGGAAAUGUGGAGGCCCUUCUUCCAGCACUACCAUCUCAUCAUCGUCCAGGACGGCGACCCCAGCAAGCAGAUCAAGGUGCCCGAGGGAUUCGACUACGAGCUCUACAACCGCAACGACAUCAACCGGAUCUUGGGAUCCAAGGCGUCGUGCAUCUCCUUCAAGGACAGCGCCUGCCGCUGCUUUGGAUUCCUCGUGUCCAAGAAGAAGUACAUCUUCACCAUUGACGACGAUUGUUUUGUAGCCAAGGAUCCGUCCAGCAAAGACAUCAACGCGCUGGAACAGCACAUAAAGAAUCUCUUGUCUCCAUCGACACCUUAUUUUUUUAACACACUCUACGAUCCAUACCGCGAAGGCACAGACUUCGUCCGGGGAUAUCCUUUUAGUCUCCGAGAAGGCGUCCAAACGGCGAUCUCUCACGGCCUGUGGCUCAACAUCCCCGACUAUGACGCUCCCACGCAGCUAGUCAAGCCAUCCGAGAGAAACACAAGAUAUGUCGACGCGGUCAUGACGAUCCCCAAAGGAACGCUCUUCCCGAUGUGUGGGAUGAAUCUAGCUUUCAACCGGGAGCUCAUUGGACCGGCGAUGUACUUCGGCUUGAUGGGCGACGGGCAACCGAUCGGCCGCUACGACGAUAUGUGGGCCGGAUGGUGUUGCAAGGUGAUCUGCGACCACUUGGGCUAUGGAGUUAAGACCGGCUUGCCAUACAUCUGGCACAGCAAAGCCAGCAAUCCAUUCGUGAACCUCAAGAAGGAAUACAAGGGGAUCUUUUGGCAGGAGGAGAUCAUCCCCUUCUUCCAGUCGGCAGUGCUGUCCAAGGAGGCCACCAGCGUGGAGCAGUGCUACAGGGAGCUGGCCAAGCAAGUGAGGGAGAAGCUGAGCAACGUAGAUCCAUACUUUUCCAAGCUCGCCGACGCCAUGGUCACCUGGACCGAGUCGUGGGAGGAGCUGACCAGUAACAAGAUCGUGGCUGGCGGCGUCAAGGCUUCCAGCGGCGGCGUCCAUCACGCCAAUGGCCCGACCACGAAGGUGGCGUCGCCGCCACCGCCACCGCCGGCUGUGGUUAAGUCCGAAGAACUUGGAAGCCCCGCAGCGUAAAACUCUUCCCAAAAGUUUAUUUAAAAAAAUUCACAUAGAUCUUUGCUCAGGAAAUUAAAAUAAUGUCGCGAUAUUUUCUUC